Messenger RNA from Moneuplotes crassus, 2797 nucleotides. NCBI's taxonomy places the organism in Eukaryota, Ciliophora, Spirotrichea, Euplotida, Euplotidae. The record is from the annotation of a GenBank genome assembly.
AUGAUAAGAAGAAACCUAAAUCAGACUACAAGUAGAAAAAGAGUUCCGUUUAAAUUAACCAUAAAGAAAAAGCUUGGGGUUAAUAAAGCAAGAGGUAUCAAGUAUAACCAGAAGGAGGUUUCACUGCUCAGUAUUUUGCAGAAUCAGACAGGCAAUAAGUUAAAGGAUAAUAGGAAUUUAAAACUCUCAAGAGAACAUAAAAAGGUUGACCCUAUUGCUUUCUACAAGCAAUCUGAUCCUCGUGCUCCGCACGGGUUUCAAUCUGUAGAGAGAAAGAAAAGGAUUAACUUGAAGAUAAAACAGAAGAGUACAAACAGGAAUAAUCCUGUGUUGUAUAAUUCUACUGUUUUAAUUAAGAGCCCUCAUGAGAAGUCUCAUGAAUUACCUAUCGACCAUCAUAACUUAUCUGCUAGAACACUUGAAACGAAGGGUUCGCUAAAAACUUUAAAGCAGAAACUUACAAAUAAGAGUCGUAAAAGGUCAGUCAAAAGAAGAAUGAACCAAACUGCAAGUAAUGAAGGAAGAAAUGACAAGAGCUCAAAUGGCUCAAAUGAUAGAGCUCAAGGCCCAUGGUUUGCGAAUAAAAGGAAAUUAAAUAAAGUCUUAGUGUCAAAUGUAUAUCAAACAAAUGCUCAAAAUUUGAGAGGAAAUAUUCCAAAGAAGCUUGAAAAGACUCCAUCAAAUAGGAUGCAGACCUCUCGGAAUUAUGUGAAAGGGGAUAAAUUCAAUCUCAUUUGUGCUACAAAUAACUUCCAAAAUUUAAAUCAGACGAAUGAGAGUAAGAAUAUAAAAGUCUCUAAGGAGUCAAUCUCAAUGGUUCAGAAGAAGGAUCUGCUAAACUUCAAUUCUACUAGGAGAUCAAAAGUGAAACUCCUCAAGAAUCUUCAGAGCGAUAGACGCGAGGUAAAUUUGAAGGUGAGAAAUAUGAACCUCCCUCAAUUAAACAGCAGUGUGCCAGAAAGAAUCGGGAAAAAUCGAAAUGAUAGUUUAAAGAGUAAGCAAAAGCUCCAAAAGGCAAUUGCUAUGAUUCCUAAAGGGCUAGGAAUACAGAAUACUACAGUCCCAAAUAAUUUCAUGUUUCAGUCUGUGACAAGUAGGAAGGUGACUAUUUCAGAGAAGGAUAUUCCUGAUUCUCUAAAUGUGACUCAGAAAACCAAUACCCAUACUAUCCCAGAGCCUAGUUCGAUAGAAAGAAAGACUCGAGAGUCCACUCAAUUGGAUAACACAAAGAAGACAAGUCGGAAGCAUAAGCUUCAAUAUCGAGAAAAUAGGAAAAGAUCACAGGAUAUGAAAGAUGGUCAAGAAUCUACGUCAAAAACUAAGAAGAAACUUAGCUUAUCAGAAAGCGUCAUGAAGGCAAAUGAGAGAGCAUCUGCCACAGCUCGGACUGCGAAGAAACCUUCCCAACUUGGAAGGGAAAUGAAAAAGAGCACUGAUAUGUCAGGGAGUAACUCCAAGUCCCAGACAUUGGGAAGUGCUCUGUCGCCUGAAGAGUCAAAUCCUCAACAACCUUCAUUCCCGAAGAAAACUUGGCCGAUGAAGCCAGGUUAUUGAAUAAAGGCGUACUCUAAGAAUCUGAGUGAGUAUGAAAAAGGGGAAAUCCUGAAGUAUCGUAAAAUCUAUUUCGUUGGACCCAAAGCAGAGAAGAUCAAUGCAGGGCCUUGGCAUGAGCACAAUAAUGGCUUCGAUAACGAUAAAGGAAGCUAUAAGAUAGUCAUAGCAGACCAUAUUGCGUACAGGUACGAAAUCAUCGAAUCACUCGGAAAAGGAAGCUUUGGAAGUGUCUUGAAAUGUUGGGACCAUAAAAAUAAGCAGCAUGUGGGCGUAAAACUCAUUAGGAAUGAGGAUAAACUUCGAUACCAAGCUGGAGUCGAGAUCAAGAUCCUCUCUCAUCUUCGUGAGAAUGAUCCUGACGAUAAUUACAACAUCGUCAGAAUUCUUAAUUCGUUCGAAUUCAGGUCACAUGUUUGUAUCGUGUUUGAACUGCUCAGCAUAAAUCUAUACGAUUUCUUAAAACUCAACGACUUCGAAGGAGUCACGGAGUCUUUGAUCAGAAGGUUUGCAAUACAGAUUUUGUAUGCCCUCAACUAUCUGAAAUCAGAAAUGAUCGUACAUUGAGAUUUAAAACCAGAAAAUAUUGUUUUGAAAAAUAAAUACAAAAGUGGCUUAAAGGUUAUCGACUUCGGAAGCAGCACUUUCAUUGAUGAGAGGGUGUACACCUAUAUACAGAGUAGGUUCUACAGAGCACCAGAGAUCAUGCUUGGUGUACCCUACGGGUACCCAAUUGAUAUGUGGAGCUUUGGAUGAGUCCUAGCUGAAUUAUACUGAGGUUACCCCCUAUUUCCAGGUGAAAAUGAGAAGGAACAAAUCGGCUAUAUUAUGGAAAUAUGAGGUUUACCUAGCGUUGAUCUAUUAAAUCAGGGCCAAAGAGCUCAUUUAUUCUUCAAUACAGAUGGGUCCCCAAUUCCUUAUAAAAACUCUCGAGGUAAAACAAGGAAACCUUAUACUAAAGAGCUUGGAGAUGUUCUCGAAUGAGACUCUGAACUCUUCCUAGAUUUUUGUAGUAAGUGAUUCAUAUGGGACCCAGAGGAGCGGAUGUCUCCUGAAGAAGCUUUAAGACAUGAGUGGAUUCUUGAGGGAAUUCCUCCUGAGAUUCUGAUUCAUCACCAAAAGCUUCAUAAUAUUCAGUAUGAUGAGCUUCCCAAGAACAUUAAGAAGAAGUUAGACAAGUUUUACAAAAAGCAAGGAGCUAUCGUAUUAGAUGACUAUUAAAUAAAUCUAGUAGUAUAUUUUUCAA